AUGACAGACACCUAUAUUCUGGUCUGGAAUGUGCGAGGAAUUGGUAACCCCAGGGCUCAACGGGAGGUACAUUGGCUUUGUAAGCAACACCAUAUCCGCCUUCUCAUCAUCCUUGAACCUAUGGUUCUGGCGGACACUGCUUUCUUCUGCCGGCGGUUUGGCUUCUCCCAGAUGCUCACCAACACGGCUAAUUCCAUCUGGAUUCUUGCUGAUGACUCUUAUACACUGGCGCCUAUUUCGGAGAUCGAUCAGUGUCUUCAUGUGCAGGUAUCAUCUCCACAGAUUCGCCGGCCUUUUCUUUUAUCUGGCAUUUAUGCGAGGUGCUCUAUCACCCAGCGCCGCGAUCUUUGGUCUUUCUUACAUGACACCGCAGUUUCGUCAUUGGGAUCCCCUUGGCUGCUUGGCGGUGACUUUAAUGCCAUCGCCGAUAUAUCUGAACGGAAGGGCCCGGGUCGGCCUAAGUUGCGCUCCAUUCAGGAUUUCUCGACCGCAAUCCUCGAUGCGAACCUCAUUGAUGCUGGUUUUGAGGGCCCCCCGCACACAUGGACUAAUCGGCGGGUUUGGGAGCGCCUUGAUCGCAUUCUCUACAGCUCUGCCUGGGAGGAUUUUGCGGAGACAACUCGAGUCAGGCACUUACCGCGGAUGCAUUCGGACCACGCCCCGCUCUUGGUCCGGUUCUCGCAUGAACGACACCGCCUUGCCUCUGCAUUCCGGUUUCAGAACAUGUGGACUAGACACCACACUUUUCAGGACCACGUCCGCCAGAGUUGGGUUGUCCCGACGGGCACCACCGGUCUCCUCAACCUGCGAUUGAAACUCGGACGCCUCAAGCAGGCUCUGAAGUGGUGGAACAAACAGGUAUUUGGUAAUAUUUUUCAGGUGCUAGCGGCAGCAGAAAAAGACGCAGAGGAGUGCGAAGCGGAUUUCGAUCGGGAUCCUUCUGACGCCAACCUCCUCCGUCGUCAGCGUAGCGCUGCGGCUUUGACACAUGCGAUUGCUCUGGAGGAGGCUUUCUGGAAACAAAAAGCAGCCUGUCGGUGGACGGUCGAGGGAGAACGGAACUCCCGUAUGUUCCACUCCAUGGUGAAGGAACGACGCCGACAAGCGACGAUUUUCUCGAUGGCAGAUGGUGCUCGUACCCUCACUGAUCACUCAGAUAUUAAGCAGUCAGCCAUCACCUAUUUCUCUGGGAUGUUGGGACAGCCUGAUGAUGCCGACACCUCGGAAAUGGAUGCCUUGGCGGACCCACCACCCCAGGUUCCGCCGGCUGAGUGCACUCGGUUGCUAGAGCCGCCUACACUUGCGGAGAUUCGUGUUGUGGUCUUCUCGAUUGAUCAGGAUAGUGUGGCUGGCCCCGAUGGCUUCUCUGCCGCCUUCUACCAGAAAUGUUGGGAGAUUAUCCGGGAGGAUGUGUUUGAUGCUGUACUGGAAUUCUUUUCGGGAGCUCCUCUCUUGAAGUUCUAUACAGCGACGACUCUUGUGCUUAUCCCCAAGAAGGAGAGGCCACUUGCAUGGGCUGAUUACCGGCCUAUCAGCCUCUGUAAUGUCAGUAGCAAGAUCUUCACAAAGCUUCUUACCACGCGCCUCAGCCCUUUACUGCCGCAGCUCCUAUCACCGCAUCAGAGCGGCUUUGUCAAAGGCCGCGCGAUUGCGGACAAUAUCCUGCUAGCAUCGGAAAUGGUCCAUGAUCUUAAUCUGAGAGAUCUCUUAUCACGAGGCUUGGAGCGCCUCUACAACCGUUUUCCGGAUCUGUACUAUCGGUGUCGUGGUCGGUUCCGGCUGACGCACCUAGCCUAUGGGGAUGAUGUCCUCAUAUUCGCUAAUACCUGUGGCAAUCGCAUCAGCCUUCUGACGGACUUUCUGACGACUUAUGCAAGGAUUACUGGUCAGAAGGUGAAUUGUCAGAAAAGCCAGCUUGUUUUCAUCCGCCAGUGCCCGGAGAGUGUACAACGGCUGCUCCAAUCGGUAACUGGCUUUGGCGCGGCUGAACUUCCCCUCACGUAUCUUGGCGCGCCCCUCUAUGUGGGCAAUCGGCGUAAUAUUCUGUAUGAGGAACUCCUUGGGAAGCUCCGUCGCUAUCUGCAGCGUUGGGAUCGUUCAGUCCUUUCACACGGGGGUCGUCUACAGUUGAUCAUGAGCACCUUGUUCUCGCUCCCCCUCUAUCUGCUGCAGGUACUUUGCCCCCCCCAGGCGGUACUUCACUCCGUGGAGCAGCUAUUUGCUCGUUUUUUCUGGGGUUCUUAUCACGGGCACCGCCGCCGCCAUUGGAUCUCCUGGGCGGAUAUUGCACGGCCACAGGAGGAGGGUGGGCUUGGCAUUCACCGCCUGGCCGAUAUGGUUCGGGCCUUCUCGUUUAAACUAUGGUGGCGACUCAGAGAUGGCUCCUCUCUUUGGGCUCGCGCGCUUCAACAAAAGUAUUUUCGCAGCUCUUUCCCAGGCCUUGCACCCUGCCGGAGCUACGACAGCCCGGUCUGGAAGCGUCUUUGCCAGAUUCGAGAAGAGGCACAGACUCAGCUCACUUGGAACCUGGGGCGUGGGGAGUGCUUCUUUUGGUACGAUACAUGGUGCGGCGAUCGCCCUCUCUACACUGACCGCCAGGACCGCCCUCCGCCGAUUCGGGUGCAAGAGAUGUGGGUAAACGGGUCGUGGGAUUUGACGCGCCUCCAGGCCUACCUUCCGGCAGCCUUUGUUCAGCGGGUCUCUGCGAUUCCUUUUGACCCCCUGACAGCGGAUCAGCCAAUUUGGAAAGCCUCGACCACAGGUUUUUUCUCUACAACUUCAGCCUGGGAGAUAAGCCGAAUAGUUGGAGUACGGAGUUGGCUCUCUUGCAGCUUAUGGUCGCCGUUUCUUACUCCUACAAUAUGGUUCGGGGAGCAGCCCCUCUCGACCUUCCGAGGAGACAGCCGGCCGCCACCGCCGAUACUGGUCAGGGAUAUCUGGACAGAGGGGUCAUGGGACGUUGGGCGACUACGAGCUUAUCUUCCGGAGGCUUUAGUGCAGUGCGUUAUUGAGAUCCCCUUCGACAAGCAGACUGAGGAUCAGAUGAGCUGGAUGUCUUCGGCAUCUGGUACAUUUACUAUGUCCUCUGCUUGGCAGCUUUGUCGGGACACAGGGGUACAGAGUUGGCUUUCGAGGUUAUUGUGGUCGCGGAUUAUGACCCCGACGAUGUCGGUAUUCUUGUGGAGACUGUUUCGGCCACGCAUACCGGUUGUAUCGCGCUGUCAUUGUUGUCAUGCGGAGAUAGAGACUAUCUCCCAUGUCUUUAUUGAUUCGAGAGUUGUUAGGAGAGUUUGGGGGCAUUUUGCAGCACUAUUUGGGGUAUCAUUUCCGGAGACACACACUCCGCAUUUGUUAGUAUCAUCAUGGAGACUCUCUUCGGCGCGUCCUCAGAGCAUUAGGGCGUAUGUUCCGUUGUUGGUAUUGUGGUUCACUUGGACAGCUCGGAAUGACGCGAAGCACAGGGGGCUUCGUAUGUCUUCCGAGAGGAUCAUCUGGCGGAUUCACGUGCACUUGCAGACUCUAUGGCGUGCUAGGGUCCUUCUGCGUCGACAUUGGGAGGGUGAUUUCCAUGUUGCUGCUGGGCUUGGGUUUCGGUAUCCCCCUCCGGUUCCUCGGCCUCCGAUUAUGGUGCGAUGGGAGGCUCCGUCUCUGGGAUGGUUCAAGUUUAACACCGAUGGUGCUUCACUUGGCAAUUCCAGAGCGGCUGGUGAGGCAGGUGUUAUUCGGGAUUCGGCUGCUUGUCGCAUAUCAGGUUCCGAUUUCACACGCAACGAACACUCUGGCAGAGCUGACGGCGAUUCAGAAGGGAGUUGGGAUAGCGAUUGA
This is a messenger RNA of Andrographis paniculata, 3825 nucleotides long. RefSeq lists its product as uncharacterized. NCBI's taxonomy places the organism in Eukaryota, Viridiplantae, Streptophyta, Magnoliopsida, Lamiales, Acanthaceae. The transcript is spliced from 3 exons. Gene Ontology annotation, molecular function: catalytic activity. Bases 1 to 3825 code for a protein of 1274 amino acids. The record is from RefSeq and is a predicted model, not a curated record.